Molecule: messenger RNA, 868 nt
Organism: Pseudonaja textilis
Lineage: Eukaryota; Metazoa; Chordata; Lepidosauria; Squamata; Elapidae
Gene: TTC9C
Product: tetratricopeptide repeat domain 9C
Molecular function (GO): protein binding
Source: RefSeq, a predicted model, not a curated record
GAAGGGGGCGUGGCAGAACCUGGAGAGCAGCCGCCGCAGCCUGGUUUGCAUGGUCGGUUGGCAGGAGCCGAUGGUCUUCGUAGGCCUCGCAUGGCGUCGGCGAAGGUUCCUUCCCAUGCAAUCCCUGAGCAACGGCUGCAACAGGCUCGCACUUUUAAGGAGGAAGGGAACCACUGCUACAAAGAAGGACGUUUUAGGGACGCCGUGAGCCGUUACCAUUGGGCUUUGCUGCAAAUUAAGGGCCUCGACCCCAACAUGCCUUUCCCCCUGCAGGAGUUCAUGGCUGACAAGCCGGCCAUGACAGCAGACCAGGAGAAAGAACUCUACACCAUCCGGUGCGAUUGCUACAAUAAUCUUGCCGCUUGCCUCCUUCAGAUGCCGCCUGUGAAUUACGAGCGGGUUAAAGACUACAGUCUCAAAGUCCUAGAGAGGCAAGCCGACAACGUCAAGGCACUGUACCGAGCCGGUGUGGCGUUCUACCACCUGGGGAAUUACGACAAAGCACAACAUUACCUGUUGUCGGCAACCAGCCGGCAGCCCAAAGAUGCGAACGUCAAACGUUAUCUGCAGCUGACCAAAUCACAGCUCAGUAUUUAUCUUCAGCAAGAAAAACAGUUGUACAUGGGAAUGUUUGGGUAGCAAAAACCAGCCGUCCGUGAAAAUCUCCAAGGUUGCAAAUCGUACAUUUCUGGUUUUAUUCUUGUGGACGACACGCAAUCGAUCGAUUCUGAAGUUAGGUAGUGCCUUGGAAAAAAAUGCUAAUAGCCAGCCCACCUAGGAAUAACACUUAUCAACCAAAUGUCCUCAGUAUCCAUUUCCAACACGUUUCCUUCCUCCUGUUUGUUCAUAAAAUCUUGUGAGAAAUUCA